This is a messenger RNA of Galleria mellonella (greater wax moth), 1145 nucleotides long. Its product is annotated as androgen-dependent TFPI-regulating protein-like. Bases 2 to 730 code for a protein of 242 amino acids. The transcript has 4 exons. The record is from RefSeq and is a predicted model, not a curated record. NCBI's taxonomy places the organism in Eukaryota, Metazoa, Arthropoda, Insecta, Lepidoptera, Pyralidae. Gene Ontology annotation, cellular component: membrane; endomembrane system.
GAUGUCUCGUCACGUUUACCUUCGUAUAUUGGGCUACGUGGCAACCAUCACCCUUCACGUUGGAAACUUGUAUGUUAUGGGACAACCCAAACCGAAGCAUAUAAUGGCGGACCCAUACAUCAGAGGCUAUAUGGAAAUGAGAACUCGAUAUUUCACACGUUGGACAUUUUUCCUGCAAAUAUUCUAUGCAGUCUGUGGUCUGACAUGCGAUGUUAUGGUUUUAAAGAAUUCAAAGAAAAACUAUGAGCUGCCGAAAUAUCUCAAAGGAUUCAGGGAUACGCUUUUUGCUGCUAUCGUUUGGCCUUCUACUUUGCUGGUCUUUACAUUCUUCUGGACUUUAUAUGUGAUAGAUAGAAAUUUAAUUUUCCCUCCAUUUUUGGACCAAAUAGUGACUCCAACUUCAAACCAUAUAAUGCAUACAGCUAUAAUACCUAUAGCACUUUGGGAGGUACUUUUCCAGCCUAGAUCUGUUCCUAAGUCACACGUCAAGAAUGUACUGCAUUUGGUAUUAUACCUAGGAUUGUAUUUGAGUGUGUUAAUCUACACGUAUAUGGAUAGCAGGAGAUGGGUGUACCCUAUAUUCCAGAAGAUAUACGGAACCGUAUAUUUCUAUAUUGUGAUGGGUUUUAUCGUAAUAUUAUGCUUAGGUUUUUAUUAUUUACAAUGGUCUAUAACGAAAAAAAUAUGGGGCCCAUUAGAGAAAGAAAAAGUAAAAAGGAAAACGCGCUAAAGAGAAAAAGACUGGUUUAAAAAAAAAUGUAAAUUGUAUUUGUGAUUAAAAUUAAAAAAAAUGGUUCUAAAAUAAGAAGCAUCUGAUUUUUUACUAACAGACGGGUUAUAUGUGGGUUUGCCAAUUUUGUGGUAUAAAAAAAAUUAAUCAAUACAUACUUGAAACCUACCAUAAAUACUAUGAAAUAAAAAUAAAUAAAAUUGUCAGAUAAUUGCAACAUUGUUACACUUCAGUAAGCUGAAGUAAGAACCAUAGACAUAGUAAAGUAUAGUAUUAUAUUAUCUGUGGUAAAGGUAUGAACACUCACUAGGACUGAUAUCCACCUAUUCAGAUAUCAGAUAUAAAAAUGUAUUAGUUGUAAAAGAUAUUUAAUAUAUAGAUACUUAUUAAAUAAAUAUUUUAUAUUUUUAAUUUA